UUCACGAAGAACGUUGGUUUACAUUAAGAAAACUUUAAAAAUAAAAUGAAUAAUCAAGAUAAAAACAGUAAACCCGCUUGGACUACAAGAAAUAACAUGGGGGAGAAGGAUAUGGAUGCUUAUAAUACUGAAGAUCCCUACGAAGCAACCGAUGAAACGGAUAUUAUUCCAGAAUCUGAAAGAGUUGGAUGCUGGCAUGGCUUCAUAACUGGUAUAAGAGGUAUAUUUGCCACGCGGGAUAUGAAAAAAGGUGGAGAAAAUGACAGAGAAUGGAUAAUUAGGACAACAGUAAAAGAACUUUUCUUAUACCUGAUUUUUCUUAUUAUACUGUGUAUAUUAACCUUUGGAAUGAUGAGCCCAACUAUGUAUUACUUAACUAAAGUGAUUAGUGAGUUAUUUUUGGAAACUCCUUACGAAGAUACAAGAAACAAUGUAAAGGGUUCUACUCAAGUCAUAGAUUUUUGGAGGUUCGAGCAAUACGUGAUGCACGAAUGUCUCUAUUGGGAAACGUGGUACAACGAUGAUCCUACAGUGAUGCAAGACAGGAAUAUAUUGUAUGAAAACUAUCUUCUGGGUUCUCCCAGAUUACGUCAGUUGAGGGUUAGAAACGAUUCGUGUGCCGUUCAUCCGGAUUUUACUUCUUCCAUAUCCGAAUGUUACGAUGUUUAUGAUCCAAGUAUUGAAGAUACCAGGCCUUUCGGCCUUCUUAAUGGCACCGAAUGGACAUACCAUACAGAGAAAGAAAUGAAUGGCUCUAGUCACUGGGGUCUACUAGCUACUUAUAGUGGAGCAGGAUCUUAUGUUGAUCUUGGAACUGAUAAAAAUACAUCAAAGGAGAAAAUGAGUACUUUAAAAACGAAUCUCUGGUUGACCAGAGCUACGAGGGCUGUUUUUCUUGAUUUUACCACUUACAAUGCAAAUUUGAAUUUGUUUUGCGUGGUCAAGAUCGUAUUCGAGUUUCCAGCUACAGGAGGAAUGAUACCAUCCUGGAGCUUCAGAACGGUUAAACUGUUGCGUUACGUUUCAGCAUCUGAUUAUAUUGUACUCGGAUGUGAAAUUGCCUUUUGCGUUUUCAUAAUUUACUACACUAUCGAAGAAAUAUUAGAGAUAAAAAGGAAUAAGUGCUCUUACUUCAAAGGAUUCUGGAAUCUGAUGGAUUUACUUGUUGUAAUAACUUCCAUCAUUUGUAUUGGGUUCAGCGUGUUCCGCACAUCAGCAGUUAAUCGUCUCUUGGAUAAUUUGAUUAAUACACCAGAAGACUAUUCAAAUUUUGAAUUUUUAGGAUAUUGGCAAACACAAUUCAAUAAUCUUGUAGCCUGCACUGCAUUUCUUGCUUGGAUUAAAGUUUUUAAAUAUAUAAGUUUCAAUAAAACUAUGACUCAACUUUCUUCCACGCUCUCCAGGUGUUCAAAAGACGUUGCUGGUUUUGGCAUCAUGUUUUUUAUUGUCUUUUUUGCCUUUGCACAAUUGGGUUAUCUUCUUUUUGGCACUCAAGUUUUCGAUUACAGCACAUUUGUUAAAGCCGUAUUUACGUUGCUCCGAUUGAUUUUGGGCGAUUUUAAUUUUUACGAUCUAGAAGCCGCAAACCGGAUUUUGGGACCGAUAUAUUUUCUAAGUUAUGUAUUCUUCGUUUUCUUUGUUUUAAUGAACAUGUUUCUAGCCAUCAUCAAUGAUACUUAUGCAGAAGUCAAGACAGAGUUAUCCAAUCAGAAGAACGAGUUUGAAAUCGUUGAUUACUUCAAACGAGGAUAUAAUAAUAUUUUGGGAAAAUUAGGAAAGAGAGAUCAAUUGGUGGAUCUACAGAAUGCAUUGAAGUUAGCUGAUACUGAUGGAGAUUGUCAGCUAUCUUUUGAAGAAGUUAGACGUACUUUAAAAGAGAAGAAUUUUACUGAUAUGGAGAUUGAGAUGCUGUUUGCUAAAUAUGAUGUCAAUGGCGAUCGAAUCUUGGAUGAAAGAGAAACAAAGUACAUGUUAGCCGAUUUAGAAGGCCAGAAAGUUCAAUUAGAUCGAGAAAUUCAUCAUAAUUCAACAGGAGGCGGCGGGGAAUUAGGAGUUGACCCAAAUAUGGUAGCCUCUAAAGAAGAAUACAACAUGCUUUAUAAUCGCGUGGAUAAAAUGGAACAAUCGAUUAUAAAUAUCGUUUCUAAAAUCGAUUUGGUGUUGGAAAAGAUGCAAGCCAUGGAGAAAGCCAAAGUUAAGAGAAGAGAAAACAUGAAUAAGAUACUCGAUACGAUUUCUGAGAAUGAACACAUGGAUGAUCGAACAAAGAAGCAGCAGAUGGAAAGAUUGGUAAGAGAGGAAUUACAAAGAUGCGAUUCUGAUCUCUCUCUUCGUCAGGAAUCAUCUGGAUAUUCAAAAUAAUCGGAUUUUGUUAAAUGUUAAUUUGCUUUAAUGUACAGAAGCAAAAUUGAUGAGGCCUACAU
Messenger RNA from Centruroides sculpturatus (bark scorpion), 2423 nucleotides. RefSeq names its product polycystin-2-like. The transcript is spliced from 16 exons. Bases 46 to 2361 code for a protein of 771 amino acids. Gene Ontology annotation, molecular function: calcium ion binding; calcium channel activity. Gene Ontology annotation, biological process: detection of mechanical stimulus. Lineage: Eukaryota; Metazoa; Arthropoda; Arachnida; Scorpiones; Buthidae. Gene Ontology annotation, cellular component: membrane. The record is from RefSeq and is a predicted model, not a curated record.